AUGGGUCACAGCCUGGAAGCUCUGGCCGAGAACGGCAUUUCCAUCCACAGCACCAUCGAGGAUGCUUCUGCUCCCGAGCAUAUCGAAAAUCUGGCCGGAAUAAUCUGUGAUCAAAACGAUACCAUCCAGUCACGCUUCCGCUUGGACUCAGAAGAUGAUUGUGAAGCCUAUACGCGCACCAAGCUUUGGCAAAGACUCGGCAAGCGCGAGCGAACAAAUGUCGAGGAAAGCGCUUUUUCUGCGGAUCGUAUCAGGCUGGAGGCCGAGGAGAUCAUAGCCAAAGGUGGAUCGGAGAAGAAGUGGAAUGACUUCUUUGGCGCGUUCUUCUUCAAACCUUUAUUUGACAGAUGCAAAAUCCAGCGAGAGGAUUCAAGACACACACGCCUGAGGAAACUUUAUUCGGAUUCGUUUGAAAUGGAGGGCGAGCGCGACUGGCACUUAUUCCACAGGGGCGGAGGAUACCGAUCCCGACAUCGCAGAGAGCUCUCGAUGCCAAGGCCAGACUAUGCCUGUUAUUUUCGCAUUCACAACACAUCAACAACGAAGAUGCGCGAACCAGAUUGUGAGGUGAAAACGACACCGGACUAUCCCCAUGGUGAUCUCGUCGAAAACUUCUCCAUCGAUGUGCUCAAGGAACUCGCCAGCCAUGGGCUAUUCUCCUGUCCAGUCAUCAAGCCUGCAAAAAGGGGCUAUGGAUCGAAGGGAGACUUCUAUCGCAGCAAUGAGAUGAUUUGCUUUCCGUGGCUUGUGUGCGAGCUGAAAAAGAAAGAGCAGAAGAAGGAAACAGAGUGUCACUGCCAAACAGCCAGUGCUAGUUCCGCAGCUGUCAUGAUUAUGCAAGCAGCGGCGCGCUACGCCGAGCCAGGAGCCAACUCCGAGCACGUCCCACCUGUGGUGUCUAUCACCGCAAUUGGACCUCAUGUCACGGUCUGGAUCACAUACCUGGUUCCAGAGGAUAACCAAAUCGAUGAUGUCGAAACUGAGGAUGAAGGGUCAGAGGGCUCCGUUGCUGGGGAUGCAUUUGAAAUGGUUGGUAUCUGGACAGGCGACAUGACGAACGUAUGGGACAUCCUUGCGUUGCAGGCAAUCCUGGAAAAUGUUCACAUCUGGGCCACGCAGACGCUGAAGCCCCAAAUUGCGAGAUAUAUUGGACAAUGGCAGGAGAAUUGCCGGGAAGAUUCGAUGAGUGACAGCUCUUCUGCAUCUUCCGAAAUCAGCGCCCAGUUCGCCAGUCUCAGAUUACGUCUGGACCGUUUGCAGGCUAAAGUUGAAAGUCGUUUGCAGAAGGACAUCAAUGUAUGA
Messenger RNA from Microdochium trichocladiopsis, 1302 nucleotides. RefSeq lists its product as uncharacterized. The coding region runs from base 1 to 1302 and encodes 433 amino acids. The transcript has 4 exons. NCBI's taxonomy places the organism in Eukaryota, Fungi, Ascomycota, Sordariomycetes, Xylariales, Microdochiaceae. The record is from RefSeq and is a predicted model, not a curated record.